Saccostrea cuccullata (small rock oyster) is the source of this 1737-nucleotide messenger RNA. RefSeq lists its product as uncharacterized. Gene Ontology annotation, biological process: DNA integration. Bases 1 to 1737 code for a protein of 578 amino acids. The transcript is spliced from 3 exons. Gene Ontology annotation, molecular function: nucleic acid binding. The record is from RefSeq and is a predicted model, not a curated record. NCBI's taxonomy places the organism in Eukaryota, Metazoa, Mollusca, Bivalvia, Ostreida, Ostreidae.
AUGCUUGGAACACAACGUUUUGGGCGGUUUUCAUGCUGGAAAAGACUUGUGAACGCUAUUGCUUAUGUUAAACGAUUUCUAAGCGCUAGAAACAAUCUACCAGAGAAAGACUGCCUUCAAACAAGGAAGGAGGCAGAAAGCCUAAUCAUCAAAGAAGUUCAAAGUGAGAUGUUCCCUGACGAAAUAGAAUGCAUCAGGUUAUACAAAAAAUUGCCAAAAGAGAGCAAAAUUGUAAUCUUUGACCCAUUUAUAGACGAAAAUGGAUUGAUGCGGGUAGGAGGGAGACUCCGUCAUGCAAAAAUACCAGCUGAUGAACGGCAUCCAAUUAUAAUUCCAGGGAAACACCAUGUAGCAUUAUUGCUAAUACGUCAUUAUCACGAGAAAAUAAAACACCAGGGUCGACACUUUACCUCUGGUGCGAUAAGGUCAGCUGGCUACUGGAUAAUAGGAGAGAAGCGACAAGUAUCAUCAGUCCUAGAAAAAUGCGUUAUUUGCCGAAAACUACGGGGUCAGAACGAACAUCAGAAGAUGGCAGACUUGCCAGAAAAUAGAAUAACUCCUGGGCCGCCAUUUACUAACGUUGGCAUUGACACCUUAGGGCCUUGGUCUUUCGUAACGAGAAAGACGCGUGGUGGAGCAGCAAAUUCUAAACGUUGGGCAAUUAUGUUUACCUGCUUGAUAACGCGAGCCAUUCAUCUGGAUGUAGUGGAAGAUUUAAGUUCUUCUUCGUUCGUCAAUGCUUUGAAAAGAUUCACUGCGAUUAGAGGGCCAAUAAAAAUAAUUCGCUCUGAUUGUGGUACAAAUUUUGUAGGGUCUGCAAAGAAGCUGAAGCUCGAUUGCUUCAAUGUAGGAGAUACCCCAGUGAAAACAUAUCUAAAUGAUAACAGCAUUCAAUGGAUCUUCAAUGCUCCAAAUUCAUCUCAUAUGGGAGGAGCGUGGGAGAGAAUGAUUGGUGUCACCAGAAGAAUACUAGAUUCAAUGAUGUUACAACACUGUGGGAAUCUUACCAAUGAUGUUCUCGUAACUUUCCUAGCAGACGUUUGCGCAAUCAUUAACUCGAGACCGCUUUCAGCCAUAUCAACAGAUCCAGAAGACCCAUAUCCGUUAUGCCCAUCAUUGAUACUAACACAAAAACCAAACGUUCUUCUUACUCCAGACGUAUCAUUUGGAAGUAAGGAUAUUUACCAAUCGCAAUGGAAACGAGUACAAUACUUGGCAGACGUUUUCUGGAAGAAGUGGCGCGAAAGCUACCUACAAAGUUUACAGUCGCGUCAAAAAUGGUUCGAUGACAGAAGAAACGUAGAAAUUGGCGAUAUAGUACUUCUAAAAGACUCUCAAGUAAAACGCACAGAGUGGCCAAUGGGACUUAUCACGAAAGUUUUCCAAAGUUCUGACGAAAAAGUACGCAAGGUCGAGGUGCGCGUUUCAGGAAAACAUUUGAGUCAUGAAAAACCGGUGACGUACAUUCGUCCUGUGACUGAAUUGGUAGUAUUAAUUGCUAGUAAUGAAAAACCCCUUACAUGUACAAGGGGGAAAGACACAGGAACAAAGAAGAUUUCAGUCUCAGGAUGUAUGGCAAUUGGGGAUGAAGUCAAGACCAUUCACACGAUGACAGAACUCCGGAGGCGGAGUCGACCUAACACUGACCUCGAGUACCUGGACGAGGACGCCAUUCUUAGCUCCUCCUUCUCCAUCCCUGUAGCUAACAAAGUCCAAGAGGCGGGGCGACAAACCUAA